This is a messenger RNA of Chaetomium fimeti, 1536 nucleotides long. Its product is annotated as quinon protein alcohol dehydrogenase-like superfamily. The transcript has 2 exons. Bases 1 to 1536 code for a protein of 511 amino acids. NCBI's taxonomy places the organism in Eukaryota, Fungi, Ascomycota, Sordariomycetes, Sordariales, Chaetomiaceae. The record is from RefSeq and is a predicted model, not a curated record.
AUGAAAGUCUUUUGGAUCUUGCGCUUGGCUUUAUCUCUCCCCAGUCUUGUGGUCGCGGGCGGUGACCAUUCCUGGACCGGCUGGGGAGCGUCACACCUGAACAACCACUGGGCAGAGGGGAACCGCGACCUUGACUCGAGGAGCGUCACGUCUCUAUCACUGCACUGCAGGAUCCCCAACCCGGUCGGCCAGAGCGCGGUACCCUCCAUCAGGGGCAACAUUGCCUACUACCCGACAUACAACGGUUCCCUCAUCGCCCUCAACUACAAGACCUGCGAGGUGAAAUGGAAUCUCAACGUCACACAAGUUGUCGCCGACUACGCGCCCAUCACAUCCCUGCAGCUGACCGUAGCCCUCGCCGCAUCGAGAACAUCACCGCAGAUCGACACCGACAACAACAUCCUCUUCUUCGGCACGCAGAUCCACGCGCUCAUCGUGGCCGCCGACCUGGACACGGGAGCCGUCCUCGGCGUGCAGCAAGCCAACCCGCACGAACUAGCCCUGAUCACCUCCAGCCCGACCCUCCACGACAACACGCUCUUCGUCGGCGUGUCCAGCGCCGAGGAGAACGCCGGCUACUUCACCAACGGCAGCUACCCGUGCUGCACCUUCAUCGGCAACGCCGCCGCCUUCCGCUUCUCCCCCUCCACAAACAAAUUCACCACCCUCUGGAACGUCACCACCAUCCCCCCCAACCUCCCCACCCCCUCCGGACCAGAAAACCCCCUCCGCUGGUCAGGCGCCGGCAUCUGGGGCAGCCAACCCUCCAUCGACACGGCCCGCAACCAAGUGUUUUUCGCCACGGGCAACGCCUACACCGUGCCCGAGGCCUUCUUCCACUGCGCCGAGGCCGAUGCCAGCAAGCACUGUUUCCCCUCGUACAUCUGGCAGGAGUCGGUGUUUGCGCUGGACACGCGCUCGGGGAGGGCGAACUGGGUGCGCCGGCUGGACUCGCUCGAUGCGUGGACGCUGGUGUGCGGGACCAGGGAUCUGCCGAGGAAUGAGACGCUUUGUCCGUUUACGCCGGGGCCGGAUGCGGAUUUUGGGAUGGCGCCUACGCUGGUGAGGGGGGCGGCGGGGGUUGGUGGGGGUUUGGUAGGUGCUGGGAUGGGGCCGAGGGGGAGGGAUUUGUUGGCCGUGGGGCAGAAGUCGGGGGUGUUGUAUGGGUUGGCGGCCGAUACGGGCGCCGUGCUGUGGUCGGUGCUGACGAGCCCCGGGGAUACGCUCGCCGGUCUGUCGUGGGGGGUGGCGGCGGAUGAUGAGAAGGUGUAUUAUACGGGGAUCAAUAGCGGGCGGCAGGAGUGGUUGCUGCAGCCGGAGAACGUGACGGCGGUGAAUAAUAGUGUCAUUGGGGCGGCAUCUGCGAGGGAUGGGGCGUUGUUGUGGCAGUAUGCUGAGACCGGGGAGACAGUGUGGAGUUAUGAACUGGAUGGCGGUUUUCAGGGAGGAAUCGCCGUCGAGGGGAAGUAUGUGUUUGUCGGAACGGGAUAUAAGGAGACGGAGGGCGGUGCUUUCUAUGUGUUCAAGGCAAAGUAG